GUAUUGCCUUCCGCAACUAAACAUCCAAAACUUCGGCGCCAGUGGAUUAAUGCGGUACGCCGUAAAAAUUUUAAACCUAGCAAUACAGAUCAUUGGCACGCAGUAUGCUCCAGACAUUUUGUAGAUGGAAGACCCACUGACACAAACCCAAUACCAACUUUAUUUGAAUAUAAUAACUACAUGCAUGACCAGGCCCAGGGUGAAGGAAAGAGGAAAACAUUGACUUCAAAACACAACAGUACUUCAUCUUCCCAGGGAAAUGAAAGUCAUUCUGAAGAGGAAAAACAAAGGACUCCACAGACUAGUGUAUCUGUCCAGCCAGUACCAGUGGUAGAGUUAUAUCAAGGCAUACAGCAUGAAAUCAUUAUUCCUGCCAAGGAAGGAGGAAAAGUUCCAAUUACCACUGAUUGGCCAUGUUCCCUACCUGGUCUCAUGCAACAUGACCACCCAUAUGUGGUGAGUCCUGUGUCAGGAUCAUCUAAUCUCACUGACACAGACUGGGCAGAUGCCGAUACCCAUAUAACAAACCUGGAGUGA
Saccostrea cuccullata (small rock oyster) is the source of this 537-nucleotide messenger RNA. RefSeq lists its product as uncharacterized. The coding region runs from base 181 to 537 and encodes 118 amino acids. The record is from RefSeq and is a predicted model, not a curated record. Lineage: Eukaryota; Metazoa; Mollusca; Bivalvia; Ostreida; Ostreidae. The transcript is spliced from 3 exons.